AUGCCUAGUAAGAAUCCGACAGCAGAGGAAGACUACGACUACCUCUUCAAAGUCGUGUUAAUUGGUGACAGUGGUGUGGGCAAAUCUAAUAUACUUAGCCGAUUCACACGAGGAGAGUUUAAUCUGGAGUCUAGGUCUACCAUUGGCGUAGAGUUCGCUACCAAAUCAGUCCGUAUAGGCUCGAAAGUGGUGAAGGCUCAGAUAUGGGAUACAGCGGGCCAAGAGCGUUAUCGUGCCAUAACAUCAGCGUAUUACCGAGGUGCCGUCGGAGCUCUACUCGUCUACGAUAUAUCCAAACGAUCAUCAUUCGAAAACGCUGCACGAUGGUUGAAGGAACUGCGUGAGCAUGCAGAUAGUGAUAUCGUGGUCAUGCUAGUCGGCAACAAAUGUGAUCUAUCCCAUUUGAGAGCGGUCGAGGAAGAUGAGGCAAAGAAGUUUUGUACCGACAACGAUCUCCUAUUCAUAGAGACCAGUGCUUUGGAGGCGACUAAUGUGGAGGAGGCCUUCCAGGAGAUCCUAGAGGAUAUAUACAAG
Messenger RNA from Perkinsus marinus ATCC 50983, 534 nucleotides. RefSeq names its product Rab11, putative. Lineage: Eukaryota; Perkinsozoa; Perkinsida; Perkinsidae. Gene Ontology annotation, molecular function: GTP binding; GTPase activity. The record is from RefSeq and is a predicted model, not a curated record. The annotation marks the transcript as partial. The transcript has 6 exons. Gene Ontology annotation, cellular component: endosome.